Molecule: messenger RNA, 870 nt
Organism: Penicillium chermesinum
Lineage: Eukaryota; Fungi; Ascomycota; Eurotiomycetes; Eurotiales; Aspergillaceae
Product: class II fructose-bisphosphate aldolase
Exons: 1
Coding region: 1-870 (289 amino acids)
Biological process (GO): carbohydrate metabolic process
Molecular function (GO): zinc ion binding; aldehyde-lyase activity
Source: RefSeq, a predicted model, not a curated record
AUGGUCGAUCUAAAGCAAAACAAAGCCUAUCGGAUUGUCUCCCAUGCAGCUGCCAACAAAUAUGCGGUCCCGGCUACCUGCUGCUACAAUCUGGAGGGAAUCAUCGCCUCGGUUCGCGCCGCCGAAGCGAAGAAGUCUCCCGUCAUAAUCCAGCUCUUUCCCUGGGCUAUCGAGUAUGCAGACGGCUUGCUCCUCCAUGCUGCAGCUGAGGCAGCUGCUAAAGCCAGCGUCCCUGUCGCCGUGCACAUGGACCACGCCCAAUCACCCGAGAUCAUUAAGCGAGCUGCCGACCUAGGCGGCUUUGAUGGUAUCAUGGUCGACAUGUCCCACUACGAGCGGGAGGAGAACCUGGCCAAAACCAAGGAACUCGUCGCCUACUGCGCUGAACGAGGAAUCAUCACCGAAGCCGAGCCGGGGCGCAUCGAGGGGGGAGAGGACGGAGUGGCUGAUACCUCCGGAUUACAGGGAGUGUUGACGACUCCCGAUGAGGCGGAGGAAUUUGUGGCGACGGGCAUCCAAUGGCUUGCGCCCUCGUUUGGCAAUGUGCACGGAAAGUAUGGGCCGAAGGGCCCACAGCUCGACUUUGAGCGGUUGAGGGGGGUUGUUGGCCAGGUUUCUGAUAGAGUUGACUUCGUAUUACAUGGCGCAGGCACCGAAUGGUUCAAUGAGACAUUGUUCCACCAGGUCAUUGAUGCGGGAAUUGCUAAGUGCAACAUCAACGACGCUUUCAAUUCGUCCUUUUUGAAGGUUAUGGGUGAAAAGGCGGCCAAUACUCCGUUAACUACAUUGCUAGAAUUAGUUACGGAUGAGAUGCAGAAGGAUAUCGAGAGGCAUAUGGAUUGGAUGAAAUCUACUGGGAAGGCAUGGUAG